Pseudoliparis swirei is the source of this 5483-nucleotide messenger RNA. It is a transcript of the gene si, whose product is annotated as sucrase-isomaltase (alpha-glucosidase). Bases 1 to 5472 code for a protein of 1823 amino acids. The transcript has 47 exons. Gene Ontology annotation, biological process: carbohydrate metabolic process. Lineage: Eukaryota; Metazoa; Chordata; Actinopteri; Perciformes; Liparidae. The record is from RefSeq and is a predicted model, not a curated record. Gene Ontology annotation, molecular function: carbohydrate binding; alpha-1,4-glucosidase activity.
AUGGGGAGAAAGCGGUUCUCAGGUUUGGAGGUGACCUUAAUGGUCAUGUUCACGUUGAUGUCUGCGGCAGCCAUUGCUCUUGUAGUUCUGUUUGUCACCGGAGAACCUGGGGUCCUUAAAGAUGAAACUACUGAAGUAUUCAUUCCUCAGUGUCCCACCAUUGCUCUGGCUGAGAGAGUAGACUGUUUCCCUGAUGCUGGAGCCUCAAAGCUGCGAUGUGAGCAGCGUGGCUGUUGCUGGUGCCCACUGGACGAGAGAAAUGUUCCCUGGUGUUUCUUCUCAACCAACCAUGGAUACACAGUGGAAUCUGUGGAGCAACCGAAUCCUUAUGUGAUGAAAGCCCAACUGAAGAGAAUGACUUCUCCUUCCUUAUUUGGAGCUGAUAUAGAAGAGCUGUCAUUUCACGCAGAAAUGCAGUCAAACAAUCGACUCCGAUUUAAGAUCUCUGAUGCCCAUAGGCAGAGGUUUGAAGUCCCCCAUGAGCACAUCGGCAGUCUCACCAGUGACCCCUCCAGCCCCAUCAGCAACACACUUGAGAUGAAACACAAACCCUUUGGCCUUACUGUACGCAGGAAGGAGAACAAAAAAGUCCUGUUUGACACUACAAUGGCCCCACUGGUGUUUGCAGACCAGUACCUACAGAUGUCUGCGAAGCUUCCAUCCCAUAAUAUUUAUGGCCUGGGAGAGCAUGUGCAUCAACAGUAUCGCCAUGACACAAACUGGAAAACCUGGCCCAUCUUCACCAGAGAUGCUUUCCCUAAUGGAGGAACACAUAACCUCUAUGGACACUAUCCCUUCUUCCUCUGUCUUGAAGAUGAGAGUGGAAAGUCAUUCGGGGUCUUUCUGAUGAACAGCAAUGCUAUGGACGUGACUUUGCAGCCCGCUCCUGCUGUGACUUACAGGACAAUUGGAGGUGUCCUUGACUUUUACAUUCUCUUUGGAGAUACGCCAGAACAAGUGGUCCAGGAGUUUCUUGUGCUCAUUGGCCGGCCUGUCAUUCCUCCCUACUGGUCCCUGGGCUUCCAGCUUUCUCGGUGGGACUAUGGCAGCCUGAGCGAGGUCAAGAAAACCGUGGAGAGGAAUCGUGCCGUAUCCCUCCCAUAUGACAUUCAGUACACUGACAUUGACUACAUGGAGGAUAAGAAAGAUUUUACGUAUGACAAAGUCAAAUUCAGGGAGCUACCUCAGUUCGCCGACUACCUUCAUGCGAAGGGACAGAAAUACAUCCUCAUCCUGGAUCCUGCAAUAGCUACCAAUAAAAGGGUAGGGAAUUCUCCAUACGACGCCUAUGACCGGGGGACUAAGAAGAACGCCUGGGUCACUGAAUCAGACGGGAAAACUCCACUGUUAGGAGAGGUGUGGCCAGGACAGACAGUAUUUCCAGACUACACCAGCCAAAACUGCAUCGACUGGUGGGUUGAUGAGUAUGCGCGAUUCUCUAAGGAGAUCAAACAUGACGCACUCUGGAUCGACAUGAAUGAGGUGGCUAAUUUCAAGAAAGGAUCAAAUAAGGGCUGUGCUGAUAACAACCUUAACUACCCUCCCUACACUCCAAAGAUUCUGGAUGAGGUGAUGUACAGUAAGACUCUGUGCAUGGAUGCCAAGCAGGCGUGGGGAAACCACUAUGAUGUCCACAGUCUGUAUGGCUACUCUAUGGUGCUGGCUACUGAAAAAGCUCUGCAGAGUGUGUUUGGAGGAAACCGUACUCUGAUGCUGACCCGCUCCUCCUUCCCAGGUGUAGGAAAAUAUUCGGGUCACUGGCUGGGGGACAAUGCUGCCAACUGGAACGACAUAAAAUGGGCCAUCCCUGGAAUGUUAGAGUUUGGCCUCUUUGGGGUUCCUUAUAUCGGGGCUGACAUCUGUGGAUUCUUUGACAACCCCACUGAAGAGUUAUGUCGUCGCUGGAUGCAGGUGGGGGCUUUCUAUCCCUUUAGCCGGAACCACAACGCUCAGGGCUACAAGCCCCAGGAUCCAGCUUCAUUUGGUCCCGACUCAACACUGGUGAAGAGCUCUAGACACUACUUGAGGAUACGUUACACACUUCUGCCUUACCUCUACACCCUCUUCUACAAAGCCCACACCACAGGGGAGACUGUUGUACGUCCCGUCAUGCACGAAUUCUACUCCGACAGUGCCACCUGGACAGUGGAUCGCCAGUUCCUCUGGGGAAAACACCUGCUCAUCACACCUGUACUAGACCCGGGUUUGGACAAGGUGUGGGCAUAUGUCCCGGAUGCUGUGUGGUAUGACUAUGAGACGAUGGAGCAACUGACAGACCGCAGAAAUUUCGUUCACAUGUAUCUUCCAGCUGACAAGCUUGGUUUACACAUCAGAGGUGGCGCAAUCCUCCCAACUCAAAGACCUGAUGUUACCACCACAUACAGUCGGCGUCACCCCAUGGGUUUGAUCGUCGCUCUCGAUGACAAGAACCAGGCAGCUGGGGAGCUAUUCUGGGAUGACGGAGAUUCCAGAGAAACAGUUAAAUCAGGCAAUUACAUCCACUACAAGUUCUCCGUUGUCUAUGGAGUGCUGAUGAUGCAGGUGACACAUGCCGGCUACAAGGACCCAAAUGCUCUUAAGUUUGAGAACAUUACUGUCCUCGGUGUACCUCAUCCUCCCAUGUCCGUCUCUGUGACUCACGUUAGCAACGUAACACAUGCAAAUUCUACAUCCACCCUGCCGGCCUCCAACAUACAGUACGAUGGAGCAAAGAAGGUUAUGUUCCUGCAAGGCCUCUCCCUCACACUCGGGGAGACCUAUCUGGUGCAAUGGGAACUGGAGCUGAAAGAGAAUCAACGUUUUGACUGCCAUCCAGAGGACCAUGCAGAUGAAGCUAAGUGCAAGGCCAGAGGCUGCAUCUGGGAGCCAAGCACCAUUGAACUCGUUCCAUGGUGCAUCUAUCCACAAGACUAUGGCUACACUGUUACAGAAUUAAACAGCAGCAAUUCGGGCAUGACAGUCACAAUUGCUCGGAAUAAGAAGUACAGGAGUAGUGGUCGCCCAGAUUCACCAGACAUUGACAUCCUCAGUGUUGAGAUCCGUUACCACAGCAGUGACAUGCUGCAGUUCAAGAUUUGGGACCCGACCAGAGAACGUUAUGAGGUUCCAGUGCCGUUGUCGGUUCCACCUACUCCAGAGACUGUAGAGAACAAGAGGCUUUACAACGUCAAAGUUACCCAAAAGCCAUUCGGCAUCCAGGUCAUAAGGAAAAGCACAGGAACCAAGAUUUGGGAUUCCUCUGUGCCAGGUUUUACGUUCUCAGACAUGUUCAUACAAGUGUCGACUCGACUGCCAUCAGAGUUUGUGUACGGCUUUGGAGAGACGGAGCAUCCCACCUAUAAACACAACCUCAACUAUCACACUUGGGGUAUGUUCGCCAAGGACCAGCCUCCUGGUUACAAGAUGAAUUGCUAUGGAGUGCAUCCUUUCUACAUGGGCCUAGAGACCACUGCUGAGGCUCACGGUGUGCUGCUACUAAAUAGCAACGCCAUGGAUGUGACUUUCCAGCCUACUCCAGCUUUAACCUACCGUACUAUUGGAGGCAUCCUGGAUUUCUAUAUGGUCCUGGGACCUACGCCUGAAAUGGUGGUGCAGCAGUACACCUCACUGAUUGGACGACCUGUUCUACCUGCCUAUUGGUCCCUUGGGUUCCAACUCUGUCGCUAUGGUUACGCUAAUGAUACGGAGAUAGCGGAUCUAUACAAACAGAUGAGGGCAGCGGGCAUACCCUAUGAUGUGCAGUAUGCAGACAUUGACUACAUGGACCGUCAGCUGAACUUUGUUCUGGACCCAGAGUUUGAAGGACUACCUGCCCUGGUUGACGAAAUGAGGGGAGAGGGCAUGAGGUUCAUCUUCAUUCUGGAUCCUGCGAUCUCUGGAAAUGAGACGGAUUACCCUGCUUUUAAGAGAGGUCAAGAAGCAGAUGUUUUCAUUAAAUGGCCCAAAAACAUCAGUGAUGAAAUUGUGUGGGGGAAGGUAUGGCCAGAUUACCCCAAUGUCACGGUAAAUGAAUCUCUGGACUGGGAUACCCAAGUAAAGAUAUAUAGGGCAUUCACCGCAUUCCCCGACUUCUUUCGCACUGAAACAGCAGCAUGGUGGCAACGAGAAAUACAGGAUUUCUAUAAUAAAAUGAAGUUUGAUGGCCUCUGGAUUGACAUGAAUGAGCCCGCCAGUUUUGUCCACGGCACAGUUGAUGGGAAUUGUCUCGGUAAUCCACUUCUAGAGAACCCUCCAUAUAUGCCCCCACUGGAAUCUAAAAGGCUAGGCUUGAACCACAAGACCAUCUGCAUGAACAGUGAGCAGAUACUUAGUAAUGGAAAAAAGGUCAGCCACUAUGACGUCCACAACCUCUAUGGCUGGUCCCAGACAGAGCCCACCUAUAAAGCCCUGCAAGAAGUGACGAAGAAACGAGGCAUUGUGGUGACCAGGUCGACUUACCCCUCCAGUGGAAAAUGGGCAGGACAUUGGCUGGGAGAUAACUUUGCGAGCUGGGACCAGCUAUCCAAAUCUAUCAUAGGCAUGAUGGAGUUCAGUCUGUUUGGCAUCCCUUACACUGGUGCAGACAUAUGCGGGUUCUUCAAUGCCGCUGAGUAUGAGAUGUGUCUUCGCUGGAUGCAGCUGGGUGCCUUUUAUCCAUUCUCACGCAACCACAAUGGCAAGGGUAACAAGAGACAAGAUCCUGUUGCUUGGAAUUCCACAUUCUCAGAGGCGUCCCGGGACGUCUUGAAUAUCCGUUACAGCCUCCUGCCUUAUCUGUACACACUGAUGUAUGAGGCUCAUGCCCAAGGAAACACAGUAGUCAGACCGCUCUUGCAUGAGUUUGUGAAUGAUAAAACUACAUGGGACAUCUACAAGCAAUUCCUCUGGGGACCUGCACUACUUAUUACCCCUGCUCUUGAACAGGGAGCCAGGAGUGUGAAUGGCUAUGUUCCCAAUGCACGCUGGUAUGACUUCCACACGGCCAAAGAAGUUGAAGUGCGCGGCAAAAUGCUUAACAUGCCCACACCAUUGGACCAUAUUAACCUCCAUAUCCGAGGUGGAUAUAUCGUACCCUGGCAGAAACCAGAGAACACUACACAUUACAGUCGGAAGAAUCCUUUAGGACUGAUCGUUGCCCUGAGCGACAGUGGAACCGCUGAAGGAUCGUUCUUCUGGGAUGAUGGAGAAGGGAUAAACACAGUUAAGGAAGAAAGAUAUCUGCUGACCUCCUUCACAGCAGAAUCGAACAACUUGUCGAGUCAGGUCAUCCACAGCUCUCUGCUCCCUGGUGACCUCUUGACCCUGGGUGAGGUGAGGGUUUGGGGAGCAGGCAAUGUGACGAUGACAAACGUAACCCUGACAGAUGCGGAUGGAAAGUCACACACACUCAUCCCGAAGAUCAACCCAGACACUCUGGAGGUGAUAAUAGAUGCCUCUCGGAUGAAUGUUGGUGUGGAUCGGAGAUUUACCAUCACAUGGAAAAUCAGCGUCUAAUCAACAGAGUA